AUCAAAAUCCAUAACCAUGGCGAUACUCAAAGCUUUCUUCCUUUCUACUCUUCUCCUCGCCACUAUCUCCUUCACUCUUGCUCAAGUUCAUGAUGAGGAUCCUUCCCAGAUGUUGGAGCAAUGCCAACGACGCUGCCAGAUGGAGAUGCCGCGCGGCAUUCUACAGCAGCAGUGCCAGCAAGAAUGCAGAGAGCAGAUGGGAGGCUGCAGUGACUGUGGCAGAACCCCGUUCUCUCGAGAUUCUAUGCAGAAGUUUGAGCAGUGCAUGGAGAGUUGCCAAUCAAGGCAACACGGCCAGCAACAGCAGCAGCAAUGCCGCCACCAAUGCGGCCAACAGAUGAGCCAGCACGAGCGCCAACAAAUGUGCCAGCAGCGUUGUCACGGUGGGGAUUGGCAACAGCAGCAACGCUGCCAAAGAAGGUGCGAGAGCCAAUUUGAGCUGCAAGUAGAAGAACAAGUCAUUAACCCAUCAAGAGACAUGGAACAGCAAUUUGAGGAGUGCCAACAGAGCUGCCGAUAUAGACAACAGGGCCGCCAGCAAUGCACCCAGCAAUGUGCUCGACAAACUUGCCAGCAGCAUUGUCAGAGGCAACAAAUGGGUGAUUGGCGAUAUCAGCAACAGUGCCAACAAAGGUGCAUGCAACAGCUUGAGCAAGGAGAAAUAGACAUUGACAUGUAUUCAAGAGAUCCUGAGCAGAGAUUUGAUCAAUGCCAACAAAGCUGCCAAUAUCAGCAACAAGGCCAACAACAAUGUCAUCGACAAUGUGCACAACAGAUGUGUCGGCAGCGUUGCCAGAGGCAACAAGGUGGAGAUUGGCAACAACAACAGCAUUGCCAAAGAAGAGAUUUGAGCAAUGCCAACAAAGCUGCCAAUAUCGGCAAUAAGGCCAACAACAAUGUCGUCGACAAUGUGCCCAACAGAUGUGCCAACAACGUUGCCAAAGGGGAGAUUGGCGACAACAACAACAUUGCCAAAGAAGGUGUGAGCAACAACUACAACAAGAUCAAUAGGGUUGGAGCCUACCCUUAUCUUCAAUUUUGGACUUCGUAG
Fragaria vesca subsp. vesca is the source of this 1051-nucleotide messenger RNA. RefSeq lists its product as uncharacterized. Lineage: Eukaryota; Viridiplantae; Streptophyta; Magnoliopsida; Rosales; Rosaceae. The coding region runs from base 17 to 1051 and encodes 344 amino acids. The record is from RefSeq and is a predicted model, not a curated record. The transcript is spliced from 4 exons.